GUCGCUAGUGUGUCUGCACCAAUCACGUCACAAUUGCAUGACGUCGGUCAUCUUCUUGGACGUGGAUGGCGUGCUGAACCGCGUCGACGGUCCGUGCCUCCUCGAAGCGACGCUUGUCCGCCGCAUUUCGCGUCUCUUGGCGAGCAGCGACGCGCGGCUCGUCCUCUCGAGUACGUGGCGAGCGCAUCCGAAGCAGUUGGUAAUGCUCUGGCACGCGUUGGCGGCCGCGCACGUGCCGCUGCAGCGCGUUCUGGGCGUCACGCCGCGCUUGCCGAUGGGCGCGACUCGCGUCGACGAAAUCGCAGCGUACCUCGCGGCCAUGCCGUCGCCGCCAUCGCACUGGGUGGCGAUCGACGACCUGCCGCUGGCCCUGCCGGCUCACCACUUUGUGCGCACCGACCCCACGAAAGGUAUGACGCUUGCCAACGUCCACGCGGUGCUGCAAACCCUUGGCGAGACGACGACGACGAGCGACGACGAUGACGAUACCUGGCGCUAUUGCCUGGCACUGACGAUGACAACGGGCGGCGAUAACGGCGUCUCGGUGGCCAACGCAGCGCUUCUCGACCGAGAUAGGCGCGUCGUGCUGCAGCGGUUCGAGGCGCCGGGUAGCGACUGGCACGCAUUGUACACGUGGGUGCGGCGCGAGCUACCGCUCGAGGCGGUCGUGACGGUCGUCUCGUCGCCCGUCGUCUUGGGAGACUGUGACGAUCCCUACGCCCUUCUCUUGCUCCUGCAAGCCGUGGACGUGUCGUCGAUCGCUGCACCUGUAGCUCACGGAACUCUCGCGCGCCGCAUCCUCGAUGGUGUGACCAGCGCCCUCCCCUGCCCGUGGACCCAGCACCCGUUCCGCAGCCUGCCACCCGUCGACCUCGUUGCCGUCGUGGAAGGUCUUCCCUCGGACCCCAACGACGUUGCGACCGACGUACGUUUGCAGCUGCUCGACACGUACUCGGGACGCGUCGUCACGGAGCACAUGACGCGCUACGAGGUUCGCGCUGAUGAUGCAGUCCAUGGCGCCAUGCUGCGUCUCCAGCGGUCGCUCGCGACAUGGCUCGAGGCGCCGAUGUACGCGCGCUCGGUUGUGCUAGCCGGUUGCAAUGUGACUGGGUGGGUGCGCGCCUGUGCACGCCACGGGGUGCCUGCGACCGGCCACACUUGCAUCGACGCCAGCCGAGCCAUCGUCGGAACAGCGGCCAUUACGAAUAUAUUUGAGAGUGGCUCCGUCGCAGCGACGAGCGCGCAUGCGGUCGAGCCGGGGGCCGCCUUCAACCUGGAUGCACCCGCGGCGCACGUCGCUGACCUCUUGGAGCUGCUCCCGGCGCGUGUCGCCGCCUCUGUGACACCGUCGACGCGAGUAUUUUGGCGCGACGCUGCGCUGCGGCUCAUCACCUGGACGCCGCACCACUACACUCGCAAGACGCUCUUCGACUAUGUGCUGCGGGGCGAGAUUGCCAGCGUAGCGAGCCUCGACGCCGUCCUCGCCUGCGCAUCCGAUCUCGACGAUCUUGACGACAUCGUAUGGGUAUAGAGCACCAAAAUCCUCGUUUCAACCAUGAA
Saprolegnia diclina VS20 is the source of this 1560-nucleotide messenger RNA. RefSeq lists its product as hypothetical. NCBI's taxonomy places the organism in Eukaryota, Oomycota, Saprolegniomycetes, Saprolegniales, Saprolegniaceae. The transcript has 4 exons. The record is from RefSeq and is a predicted model, not a curated record. The coding region runs from base 38 to 1531 and encodes 497 amino acids.